AUGAAGUAAUAUCAAAAUGAAAUUAUAAACAAAGAUGAAGGCCACUUGGAACUAAUAAAUUCGUAUAACUUAGGUUAAUAAUAUGUUGAUUAAUUGCACUAUAGUAGUGAGCAUUCAAUCCUAUUGAUGAGAAUAGGGAGAAAAAUCAAUGUCUUUAUUUUUAAUGAAUUAUCACUUAAAUUAAUUGGAAGUUUCCUUAACAGUAGAGAGUAUUUCUCAAAUAUAUUUUCAAUGAAUAAAUAAAAUGUGAUUAUCUCUGGAGAUUCAACUGGAAAGUGUAAAUUAUUUUAGCUGUCUAAUUUGAUCUCAAGUCGUUAUUUGUAUCUACUACAAGGACAUAAUGGUUGCAUCUCAUAUAUUGAUAUGAAUGAUCAAGAAAGCGAUUUGGUUACUAGUAGUGUUAAUUCAACAAUAAAGUUUUGGAAUAAAAGAAACAUAUGGUGUUGUUACUAAACUAUAAUCUAACAUUAAGAUCUUCUUUUAGGGUUUAGUUUGAAUAAUUCUGGAAAUCAAUUAGUUUCAUAUGGGUUUGAUGAUUACGUUUUAGUAAUAUAGAAAGUGAAAAAUAAAUAAAUUUGGUAAGUAAUCCAAAAAAUUAGUGAUCGAUUAUUUAAGGCGGAAGGCUAACUUACAUCAGUGAUACUAAAUUUUACAUACAGCCAAAAGAGAAAGAUUUAAUGAUAGUAUAUAGUAAUGAGGUAAACCAGAAUUUCUUUUAAUAAACAGCUUAAAUUAAAUUAUGGUAAGGAUCUUCUAGUCUAGAUUGUUUAUCUAAGAUACAAUUUGUAAGAUCAAAUUUGGUGCUUGUUUAAAAGUUGGACAAAAUUAUAAGUUGUCUUAAGUUAAAUUUAGACGGAGAUGUUAUUUCUUAGGAAUAUAUAGAUAUUUCUAAAAAGAAAUUUGUUGCAUACAUGAGUUAAGAUGCAAACUAUUUAUUUAUAGCAAAUUGUGAUUCAUAUUAAUUAUAAAUCAGAAAGAAUUUUGGAUUUUGA
Paramecium octaurelia is the source of this 992-nucleotide messenger RNA. The record is from the annotation of a GenBank genome assembly. Lineage: Eukaryota; Ciliophora; Oligohymenophorea; Peniculida; Parameciidae.